Messenger RNA from Drosophila gunungcola (fruit fly), 1263 nucleotides. RefSeq names its product cuticle protein 7 (gene Cpr62Bc). The transcript is spliced from 3 exons. Gene Ontology annotation, cellular component: extracellular matrix. Lineage: Eukaryota; Metazoa; Arthropoda; Insecta; Diptera; Drosophilidae. The record is from RefSeq and is a predicted model, not a curated record. The coding region runs from base 143 to 730 and encodes 195 amino acids.
GUGUUUGGCUUGCUCGGGCGUUGUCUUGUAUAUAAAAGCGGCUUCCUUCUUGGUUCUAGUUAUCAGUUGAAUCCAGCUCAACGUACAGCACACACUCUCGCGCCUACUAAAUAAUCCCAAUAACUCAAAAACUCCAUUUGCAAUGGCAUUCUUCAAAUCCCUGAUCUGCCUGGCCGUCCUGAGCGCCGCCUCCGCCGGAGUCCUCCACGGACAUGGUGGACAUGCUGGUCUCUACGCCGCCGCCCCGGCCAUCUAUGCCGGCCAUGGCCAUCAUGACGAGGGAAUCGACUACCAUGCCUACCCCAAGUACCACUACAACUACGGAGUGGCUGACUCGCACACCGGAGAUGUGAAGUCGCAGCACGAGGUGCGCGAUGGCGAUGUGGUGAAGGGAUCCUACUCCCUGGUGGAGCCCGAUGGUUCGGUGCGCACCGUUGAGUACACCGCCGAUGACCACAACGGCUUCAAUGCCGUGGUUCACAAGACCGGACCCACGGUGCACCAUGCCGCCCCCGCCGUGGUGGCCCAUGCCGCCCCCGCCGUGGUGGCCCAUGCCGCCCCUGCCGUUGUGGCCCAUGCUGCCCCCCAGUUGGCCUAUGCCCCGGCCAUUGCCCACCAUGUGGCCGCCGCUCCGGCUGUGCCCUACGCCGGAUCCCUGGCGCAUCAUGCCGCCGUGCCCGCCUACGGAUAUGCCACCCACAAUGCCCACGCGCAUGUGGCCCACUACUAAGUUAGCCAAGGUUGGCCAACUGCACCACUGGCAACACCACCACCAACCACCAACCACCAACCACCACCACUCUUCUGUAAUUUAUUUAAGCACGUUGACGACCUCACAAAACAAAGGAUGAUUUGAGCCUGCUACAAAUACUCAGUACCCCAGUCAUGUCCAUCGCUUAAAGGGGAUCCCCCUUGCAGCAUCUCUGUCUCCCUCUCACUCGCACACACACACACACAUUGCCGUCUCUGUCUCAGCUUUCGCGCAAUUCUCUUUUUUGUUUGUUAUCCAAACUUCUCUUUUAUUGUAAAUAUCGAAAAAAAAAACGAAAAGAAACAUGAGUGAAGGACAAACGACCAUCAUGCCACCACGCCCACGAAGAAGAACCAAGCAACCUGCAAAAAGAUGAAGAAAAACGAACAAAACAACAAAAAAAAUUAUAAAAAACACAUGUAUUAUAAUAAUUUUGUGUAUACUUUAAGUUUGAAGCUGAUACUGCUGACAAUGCUAUUAAAUACAAAAUGUAGAGAAUUACAAAAAUUCAA